Molecule: messenger RNA, 579 nt
Organism: Ctenocephalides felis (cat flea)
Lineage: Eukaryota; Metazoa; Arthropoda; Insecta; Siphonaptera; Pulicidae
Exons: 1
Coding region: 1-579 (192 amino acids)
Source: RefSeq, a predicted model, not a curated record
AUGUCAAAACCGGAUAAGCCAGAGCAAAUAUCUUUCCCGCCAUCGCAGGUCGAAAGAGUCGGUGUCAAAGUUCCGCCAUUUUGGCCUGAAAAGGCUCAGCUAUGGUUUGCUCAACUCGAGGGACAAUUUGCGCUUUCGAAUAUAUCAGCUGACACUACAAAGUUUUAUGUAGCAAUCGCAUACUUAGAGACGCAAUACGCAGCCGAGGUUGAAGACAUUAUUUUGAAACCACCAACAGAGAAUAAGUAUGAAACACUGAAAUGUACUCUCAUCAAGAGAGUAUCGAUGUCAGAAGAUCGCAAGUUAGAACAGUUACUGGACAGAGAAGAAAUCGGCGACAGACGACCAUCGCAGUUUUUGCGUCAUUUGCGCGCACUAGGCGGGUCAAAAGUCGACGAUAGUAUUCUCAAGAUAUUGUGGAUCAGGCGGCUACCAGAAAAUAUUCAAGCCAUAAUUUCGGCACACGACCAUCUCGAGUUGGAUAAAAUAGCAGACAUGGCAGAUAAAAUCGCCGAUAUAUGUUGCAGCAUCAAAUCCAAGGAGUUAGUAAACAAAUGCCAUCCACGUCCAAAGAAAUGA